Molecule: messenger RNA, 456 nt
Organism: Macroventuria anomochaeta
Lineage: Eukaryota; Fungi; Ascomycota; Dothideomycetes; Pleosporales; Didymellaceae
Product: transcription factor TAFII-31
Exons: 1
Biological process (GO): RNA polymerase II preinitiation complex assembly; DNA-templated transcription initiation
Cellular component (GO): transcription factor TFIID complex; SAGA complex
Molecular function (GO): protein heterodimerization activity; transcription coactivator activity; RNA polymerase II general transcription initiation factor activity
Source: RefSeq, a predicted model, not a curated record
AGCUCCAAGAGACCCCGGGAUGCGCGCCUCAUCCACCUGCUCCUCGCAAACAUGGGCGUAAGCGCCUACACCGAGCGCGUCCCCUUACAGCUGUUGGAUUUCGCGUACAGAUACACCUCGGGCGUGCUGACCGACGCACUCGCCUACGAGCCCCCCGUGCCCUCUUCCCUCCCGCAGUCCGAGAAGAAGAAGCGCGAUCCCACGGCUGAGGAAGGCAUCUCCCUCAACGCCCUGCGCACGAGCGUUGCCGGGCGCGCGGCCAUGAUGGGCGGUGUCGGCGGUGGCUUAGGGAAGGAGUUCCUGGCUGAAAUCGCGAGUGAGAGGAACCGCGUUGCGCUGCCGCGCGUGGAAAGGGAGUUUGGGGUUAGGUUGCCGCCGGAGAGGUAUUGUUUCACCGGCGUGGGGUGGGGGGUCAAGGAGGCGUGGGAGACGGAGGAGGUGGAGGAGAGCGACGAG